Paraglomus occultum is the source of this 1434-nucleotide messenger RNA. Lineage: Eukaryota; Fungi; Glomeromycota; Glomeromycetes; Paraglomerales; Paraglomeraceae. The record is from the annotation of a GenBank genome assembly.
AUGGGUAUAGGACUCAGCUGUCUCGGUUUUGGGGCGGCCUCUUGGAUAACUUCAACUAUUGUUUCAUGUUUCUCCGCCGCUGCUUGCACACUCGCGUGCAAGUCUUGUAAUUGUAACAAUUCCAUUGCGACUAGAGUUGGGUUUGCGAUUAUAUUUUUACUGAACUCUAUGUUAGCAUGGUUCAUGCUGUCAGAUUGGGCGAUAAAACAGUUGGAGAAGAUGACAUAUGACUAUCUACAUCUGAAUUGUCCGGAAGGAACUUGUUAUGGAGUGCUUGCGGUACAUCGAAUAUGUUUUGCCUUGUCAUUAUUUCAUUUUAUACUUGGUUUAUCAGUUAUCGGGGUUCACAAUACGAGAGAUAAACGAGCUUCCAUCCAGAAUGGCUGGUGGGGUCCCAAGAUUCUCCUUUGGAUAACAUUUGUAGUAGUGUGCUUUUUUAUCCCAAACGAAUUUUUCAUGUUCUGGGGAAACUAUAUGGCCAUAAUCGGGGCCACACUAUUUAUCCUCUUUGGCUUGGUCCUCCUGGUCGACUGCGCGUACACAUGGAACGAGAGAUGCUUGGAGAGAUGGGCCGACUCUGAUGACAACAAAUGGAAAUACAUUUUGAUUGGAUCCACUCUCACUCUCUACAUUGGAGCUCUCAUUUUAACCAUUCUCAUGUACAAAUACUUUGCCGGUUCUCAAUGUCACAUGAAUCAAUUCUUCAUCACAUUCAAUUUAAUCCUCUGCUGUCUAGUCACCUUUUUGUCUAUCCACCCCACCGUGCAAGAGCAAAACUCGCAAUCCGGACUAUCACAAUCUUCGAUGGUGGUGAUUUACUCGACUUAUCUCAUCGUCAGUGCCGUGGUCAACGAACCGGACGAUAAUCUUUGUAACCCGUUAAUACGCUCUCGUGGCACUCAGACAGCCACAAUGAUUACGGGUGCUCUAUUCACAUUCCUUGCAAUUGCAUACUCAACGUCCCGCGCAGCAACACAAGGCAAGGCAUUAAUUACUAAAUCAGAUUACCAUCCUUUGAAUACCGCCACUGCUGUUCCACUUGUUACUAACAUCCCCAACGGAUCCUCACCCUCCUCGGGGCGUUCCGACGCCCUGUUGGCUGCCGUUGAGAGUGGAGCGAUACCGCAUUCGGCUCUGGAUGAUGACGAUGACGAUGACGAUUCUUAUGAUAACAGAGAUGAUGAGAGGAAUGGAGUAGCGUACAGCUAUGCAUUCUUUCAUGUUGUUUUCGCUAUCGCAGCUAUGUACGUUGCGAUGUUAUUGACCAACUGGAACACAAUCAGCACCUCGAAUUCUGACGAACUGGUAAUCAUAGGGCAAAGCUAUACUGCCGUGUGGGUCAAGACAGUUUCUAGUUGGGUUUGCCUGCUGAUAUAUGCAUGGACGCUUGUGGCUCCAGUGAUCUUUCCUGAGCGGUUCUUGGAAUAUCAAUAA